CACCCCAAGGAGGUUAUUACUCCCACUGUGCAGAGGAGGAAAGUGAGGCUUAAAGAGGGAAAGGAAUGCCAAGAUCGUAAAGCCAGUUCACACGCAGUGUGAAGGAAGGUGCAGGUUGGAUCCCCGAUAGUGCGUCGGUACAAGAGGUGCACUGCAGGGCAUCCAGCUGGUGAUCUGCAAGCGAUGGAGAAGCCUCAUAUCCACAGAGUGAAGCCUCAUUAUUUCCGUUUAAGGCAUGAAUGAGAUGGAGUGGUGGGGAGAGGCAGCUCUUCUGUGUUUUAAUGCCUCUGCUCUUCUAAAGGAAAAGCAAAUGGGGAGCCUCGUGACAAGACACUGGGGCAGCCGUCACCUCUGACAGGCAGCCCCGGUGGGAUUGCAUGGCUUCGAACCUCAGCCUGUGGACAUGUGGCCCAGCCUCUGAGACGCUCUCUAGAUAGAAAAUGGGAACAAAGCAAUCCAUCCUGCUGUGUGGUGGCUUUUGCCAGUCCUCAGGGUGCCCGCAGGGAUGGGUAAAGCCCACCUGGCCUGUGGCACUUCCCAGGGGCCAUCAUCUCAGUAGGGCCGCUCGGUGCCUUUAAGAUGCACCUCUCAGCAGUGCUCAACGCCCUCCUGGUAUCAGUGCUGGCAGCAGUCCUGUGGAAGCACGUGCAGCUGCGUGAGCAUGUAGCCGCUCUGGAGGAAGAGCUGGCCCUCGGCCGACAGGCCCCAGAGCCAGCCUCAGCACUGAGGAUUGACUACCCAAAGGCCCUGCAGAUCCUGAUGGAGGGUGGCACACACAUGGUGUGCACGGGCCGCACGCACACCGACCGCAUAUGCCGCUUCAAGUGGCUCUGCUACUCCAACGAGGCCGAGGAAUUCAUCUUCUUCCACGGCAACACCUCUGUCAUGCUGCCCAGUCUGGGCUCCCGACGCUUCCAGCCAGCCCUGCUCGACCUGUCCACUGUGGAGGACCAUAACACCCAGUACUUCAACUUCAUAGAGCUGCCGGCUGCUGCCCUGCGUUUCAUGCCCAAGCCCGUGUUCGUGCCCGACGUGGCCCUCAUCACCAACCGCUUCAACCCUGACAACCUCAUGCAUGUCUUCCACGAUGACUUGCUGCCCCUCUUCUACACCCUGCGGCAGUUCCCUGGCCUGGCCCAUGAGGCCCGGCUCUUCUUCAUGGAGGGCUGGAGUGAGGGUGCACAUUUUGACCUCUACAAGCUUCUCAGCCCUAAGCAGCCCCUCCUGAGGGCACAGCUAAAGACCCUGGGGCGGCUGCUGUGCUUCUCCCAUGCUUUUGUGGGCCUCUCCAAGACUACUACCUGGUACCAGUAUGGCUUCGUGCAGCCCCAAGGCCCAAAGGCCAACAUCCUCGUCUCAGGCAAUGAGAUCCAUCAGUUCGCACGGUUCAUAAAGGAAAAGCUGAAUGUGAGCCAUGCAGGGGUCCCCCUGGGUGAAGAAGAGUACAUUCUGGUCUUCAGCCGCACUCAAAAUAGACUCAUCCUGAAUGAGGCUGAGCUUCUUCUGGCACUGGCUCAGGAGUUCCAAAUGAGGACAGUGACAGUGUCCCUGGAGGACCAUGCCUUUACAGAUGUUGUACGACUGGUCAGCAAUGCCUCCAUGCUGGUCAGCAUGCAUGGGGCCCAGCUGAUCACAGCCCUCUUCCUACCCCGUGGGGCAACGGUGGUUGAGCUGUUCCCAUAUGCCAUCAAUCCUGACCACUACACCCCCUAUAAGACACUGGCCACACUGCCUGGCAUGGACCUCCAGUAUGUAGCCUGGCGGAACAUGAUGCCAGAGAACACGGUCACAUACCCUGAGCGGCCCUGGGACCAGGGGGGCAUCACCCACCUCGACCGGGCUGAGCAGGCCCGUAUCCUACAAAGCCGUGAGGUCCCACGGCACCUCUGUUGCCGGAACCCAGAGUGGCUUUUCCGAAUCUACCAGGACACCAAGGUGGACAUCCCAUCCCUCAUGCAAACCAUACGGCAUGUGGUGAAGGGUCGGCCUGGGCCACGGAAGCAGAAGUCGACAGUCGGCCUCUACCCAGGCAAGGUUCGGGAGGCAAGGUGCCAGGUGUCAGUGCAGGGUGCCUCUGAGGCCCGCCUCACGGUCUCCUGGCAGAUCCCAUGGAACCUCAAGUACCUGAAGGUGAGGGAGGUGAAGUAUGAGGUGUGGCUUCAGGAGCAGGGGGAGAACACCUACGUGCCUUACAUCCUGGCCCUGCAGAACCACACCUUCACUGAGAACAUCAAGCCCUUCACCACCUACCUGGUGUGGGUCCGCUGCAUCUUCAACAAGAUCUUCCUGGGACCCUUUGCAGAUGUGCUGGUGUGCAGCACGUAGCAAGUAUGCCGUGGUCAGGCCGCAGGAGGUUGGCUCCUCCAGCUCAGUGUCCCUGGGCCUGCUGACCCCUGUGGUGGCUUCUGGAAAUGAUUUAUGUAUUUAUUGAGCAGACCUGGGCCCCAUGUCUUCUUACUGUGUUGGGGGUGUGGGGUUUGUGGCACUACUCUUUGUCCCUCUGUCCCCCUCUCCCAUCUUGAGCAUCCACACCCCUGGAGGAGGCCCUUAGGGGAGGAGGAACAAGGGAAGAAAAUAGGAAAAUAAGAAUUCCCAGGGAGCCUCUUUGGCUGAGUGAUCAUGCUGGUCCUCACUGAGUCUGUCUGGCUGAUAUCUAGGUUUCUGGAAACUGUGAGUAAUCAUGCCAUUGUUUGGAGGGGCAGUUUAUCAGCUUCCAUUGUUUGAGGGGCAGUUUAUCAGCUUCCAUUGUUUGGAGGGGCAGUUUAUCAGCUUCCACCAUCGUGAAAGUCACCUGUAGCCCAGUAAAGUUGUAUUUGGAACAUUCAUUAAAUGAUGAUAAAUAUCUUGGUCAAGUGUUUUUAUUGGCCAGUUGGAAGCGGG
Manis pentadactyla (Chinese pangolin) is the source of this 2880-nucleotide messenger RNA. It is a transcript of the gene POMGNT2, whose product is annotated as protein O-linked mannose N-acetylglucosaminyltransferase 2 (beta 1,4-). Gene Ontology annotation, cellular component: endoplasmic reticulum. The transcript has 4 exons. NCBI's taxonomy places the organism in Eukaryota, Metazoa, Chordata, Mammalia, Pholidota, Manidae. Gene Ontology annotation, biological process: protein O-linked glycosylation via mannose. The record is from RefSeq and is a predicted model, not a curated record. Gene Ontology annotation, molecular function: protein binding; protein O-acetylglucosaminyltransferase activity. The coding region runs from base 580 to 2325 and encodes 581 amino acids.